This is a messenger RNA of Marchantia polymorpha subsp. ruderalis, 2762 nucleotides long. Lineage: Eukaryota; Viridiplantae; Streptophyta; Marchantiopsida; Marchantiales; Marchantiaceae. The record is from the annotation of a GenBank genome assembly.
GUGCAGGCCCAAACGAACCUCGUCCGCUCAUGGCCGAUCGCUGCGUGCUCUCGCCCAUGCAGACCGCGGUCGCGGAAGGACACUGCGCGUCGGGCGUUCGCGAAACCCGGUUCAUGGCCAAGUGGAGUCGAAUCAUCACCAUCCAUUUUUCAACUCUCCCACUGACUUACUGCUGCUCGCUUACCUGAACACCGGCCUCGACACUUUCUCGUCUACUGCCGCAGGUACUACUUCAUGACCCUGCGGCUGCUGCACCCCGCCGUGUGUGCUGAGUUGUUCAUUCUGGACGCAGACUCCUCCGCGGAUUCUCUGAUCUGAUCUCUUCCUUGGCUCCUCCUCUUCCUACUCCUCUUCCUCCUACUCUUCUUCUGUUCAUCUUCUUCUUCUGCUGCUGCUGCACUGCGCCGCCUGAUCGACAUUUUAUUCCAUCGAACGCGGAAGGUCAGUUUGCAUCUCGCGCGACGAAGCGAGCGAGCGAGCGAGGAGGCGGUCGUGGAUUCUAAUCUGCAGAGUUGUAGGAAUUUCUGCUCGCAGGGGUUGCUGGGAGUGCGAGCACAACCGCUGAGGUCGAGUGCGUUAGAAAGAAGGGUUGCUGUCUCUGCAGCAGGCAGGCAGGAAGGCGUCGGCAGGCGCGAGCGGGCGGAGCUGUGGCCAUGGCUGGUGUUGCGACAGCUGCGGUGUCAUGCAUGAGCGUGCAUUCGGUUUUGGCCGAGACCAAGUUGGGUCGAGGCACGAAGAGCGUCACUGCCAGCUCGUCGGACCUGCGCUCGGCGUCGUCUUCUCUGCGGGGAGCCCGCUUGUCGAGCCAAUGCACCCAACGAUCUCAUGCACGGAUGGCCUCCAAGACGCUGGUCGCCCCCAGGGCCGUCUCAGAUUCUCAGAACGGUGAGAGUUGCCUGACGCCCGAGGCCGGUCGCAGUGUGCUGGGAAUCAUUUUGGGUGGUGGAGCUGGGACUCGUCUGUACCCGCUGACGAAGAAGAGGGCGAAACCUGCAGUGCCCCUCGGUGCAAAUUAUCGGCUGAUCGACAUCCCUGUCAGCAAUUGCAUCAACAGCAACGUCCAGAAGAUCUAUGUCCUCACGCAAUUCAACUCAGCGUCCUUGAAUCGUCAUUUGUCCCGCGCGUAUGGUAGCAACAUGGGCGGAUACAAAAACGAGGGUUUUGUGGAAGUACUUGCCGCGCAGCAGAGUCCUGAAAACCCCAAUUGGUUCCAGGGCACAGCUGAUGCCGUCAGGCAAUACUUGUGGCUGUUUGAAGAGCAAAACGUGCUGGAAUUCUUGGUCCUGGCUGGAGACCACCUGUACCGAAUGGACUACCAAAACUUCAUUCAAGCUCACAGGGACACCAAUGCCGACAUUACAGUUGCAGCCCUGCCCAUGGACGAAGCCCGUGCCGAAGCUUUCGGUUUGAUGAAAAUCAACGAGAAAGGUCGAAUCAUCGAGUUCGCGGAAAAGCCCAAGGGAGACGAACUGAAAGCCAUGGCUGUCGACACCACAGUUUUAGGAUUGGACGAAGCGAGGGCGAAGGAGAUGCCCUACAUUGCCAGCAUGGGUAUCUACGUGGUUAGCAAGGAUGCCAUGAUCAAACUGCUGCGCGACGAUUUUCCUGAAGCCAAUGACUUCGGUAGUGAGGUCAUCCCUGGUGCCACCAAACUGGGCAUGAGUGUCCAAGCCUAUUUGUACGAUGGAUACUGGGAAGACAUUGGAACUAUUGAGGCAUUCUACAACGCGAAUCUUGGUUUGACGAAGAAGCCCGUUCCGGACUUCAGUUUCUAUGACAGGACGUCUCCCAUCUACACCCAGGCUAGGUUUCUGCCACCUUCUAAGAUGUUGGAUGCGGACGUCACAGACAGUGUCAUUGGCGAGGGUUGUGUUAUCAAGAACUGCAAAAUUUAUCACUCAGUCGUAGGACUCCGGUCAUGGAUUGCCGAAGGAGCGAUUGUCGAGGAUGCCCUUCUGAUGGGCGCUGACUACUACGAGACUGAUGAGCAACGAAGUGAGCUCUUGGCCACGGGUGGUAUUCCCAUGGGAAUCGGAAGGAAUUCUAUCAUCAAGCGAGCCAUCAUUGAUAAGAAUGCUCGCAUCGGAGAGAACGUGAAGAUUGUCAACAGAGACGAUGUUCAGGAGGCCGCAAGAGAAACAGAUGGCUAUUUUAUCAAGAGCGGGAUUGUUACCAUCAUCAAGGAUGCUGUCAUUCCCAACGACACCGUCAUCUAGAUUAUCUAGUUACUCAGACACCCUCUAUGCUCGCGAUUGCUCUCUUUAGAAUAUCUAGUUUUCCUGCGCAGCUGAUCUUUUUAAAAUGCCGUUUCCGCUGCUCUCUCGGUCUUUCGUAGUGAUUCGCUUCCAUGUAGCAUAUUUGAAAUGUAUAGAGGUGCGAAAGCAUUAGGGCUCGCAUCUUUGCCUGUUCGGAAGCACUCCCCGGAGGCAAGCUAUCCUGAAGGAUACUGCUGACAAAACGCCCUGUGGAAGUACAAAGCUAGCUCCCUUGCUUUAGUGAAAGGUGAUAGGCAGGUUUGCUCAUCGUUUUGUAAAAAUAAAUGAGUUUUGAAUGUGCCGAGUAGUAUCGCUCUUACUCCCAGAUAGCCACUUCAGUAAGGAGCUCACCAUAAAUCCUUGCUCGCUUGUAGUCCAAAUUAUUUUAUAGAUCAGGGAUCGUACAAUUGGAGGUAGAGAGCAAAUGGCUCUCAUUUUGCACGAAAUCAAAGGCGGAUCAGACCAUUCAUUGUAAUUUCCAUGCACGUUAAAUCAACUUGCCAUCUC